Onychostoma macrolepis is the source of this 1120-nucleotide messenger RNA. It is a transcript of the gene iyd, whose product is annotated as iodotyrosine deiodinase. NCBI's taxonomy places the organism in Eukaryota, Metazoa, Chordata, Actinopteri, Cypriniformes, Cyprinidae. The record is from RefSeq and is a predicted model, not a curated record. Gene Ontology annotation, molecular function: oxidoreductase activity. The transcript has 5 exons. Bases 65 to 952 code for a protein of 295 amino acids.
AGCGAGUCCCUCCCCUUUGAGUGAACUUGAGAGAAACUCCUUCUGCAGACUUCACUCGUUCAUCAUGGCGGUGUUUUCGUCUCUUACUCCUGUGUUCGUGGCGGUUUUGUGUGUGAUUAUCGGGUUUCUCUUCAAAACCUCCCAGAGGAGAGAGCCCAGAUCAAAGCAGAAGAGUUCAGAGCAGACAGCCAGGCCAUGGGUGGACGAGGAUCUGCAGGAUGAUACAGAAAUCAGCAGUAAACACAACGAGGAGGAGGAGGAGGAUUGGCUAGACACAACAGAGGAAGAAAACCUACCCCAUAUCCCAUACACCCCAGCUCAGUACUCUGCUGCUGAGAUGCUGGAACGUUCUGAGAAGUUCUACUCGCUCAUGAAUCUGAGACGGUCUGUCCGCUUCAUCAGUCCAGAACCGGUACCAAAAGAAGUGAUUGACAAUGUCAUACGCACUGCAGGCACUGCACCGAGUGGAGCUCACACUGAGCCCUGGACGUUUGUGUUGGUGUCUGAUGCAGAUGUCAAACACAAGAUCAGAGAGAUCGUUGAGGAGGAGGAGGAAAUAAACUACAAGCAAAGGAUGGGAGACAAGUGGGUCCAUGACCUGAAGAAACUGAGGACAAACUGGGUGAAGGAGUAUUUGGAUCUGGCUCCGUAUCUGAUUCUAGUGUUUAAGCAGACAUAUGGAAUUCUGCCCAGCGGCAAGAAAAAGACUCACUAUUACAAUGAAAUCAGCGUGUCCAUUUCCUGUGGCAUUCUGCUGGCUGCUCUGCAGAAUGUGGGGCUGGUUACCGUGACGACAACUCCUCUGAACUGCGGCCCACAGCUCAGGUCCCUCCUCCAGCGACCGGCCAAUGAGAAGCUUCUAAUGCUGCUUCCUGUUGGCUAUCCUACAUCUGACGCCAAAGUGCCUGACCUCAAACGCAAGGACCUAAAUGACAUAAUGGUGACUCUGUGAGAUUGUCAGCUGCUAUAAACAAAUGUAAUGCCAUUUUUUACAGUAAUAGUUUACACAAGGACACAGUUCCUUUCACAUUUUGCAUGGCUCUAUUAAUGUACGCUUUAUAUAUUAUGAAUUUGCUGUGAUUUAUGCAAAACAUUAAGUAAAGUACAUGUUUGUUCCCCA